AUGGCGUUCAUCGGAGAGGUCAACCGAAUAUCCUCCUGGCUCGGGUCAUUCUUGGUAAGUCAAUCCCAGAGCCGUGUGGUGACCUAUGCAGCCGAGGGUCAGGUCAGGGCCUCAUCGGGUUACCUGGCAAGGCAGACGCGCUAUAUGGCGACUGCAGAGGCGACGGAGACUGACCCAGUGCCGUCGACAUCCCGAGGGACUGAUCUUCGAGGGGUUUCAUCUUCCUCCUCGAAUUCUUCCUCCUCCUCCUCACACCUCUCGGCCUUGAGGUACCUAAGGGGUGGGGGGGGAAAGCCUACUCCUUCCCCCUCCCCCACACCGCCACAGCCCCCCCCAGAGCAGGUAGAGGAGGAGGAGGAAGGGUCUACUUUAACAUGGAGCCCCCUGCCAAAACGGAAUGAAAAAAUGAAGGUUACAGAGAAAUUGUGUGUGGCGCUGCUGUGUGGGGGCCGGGAGGGGGCGGAGGGGGGUAGCGGGGAGAAGGGGGCACUAGAGAACCCCACCCAUCCUCGACCAGUCACCCCCAACCCGCCACAACCCCACAACACAACGCCAAAGCCACAAGUCCGCAGGAAAUGGCCAUACUGUACAUUAGCUAUUGAACCUCCUCGCUCUCCAUCACUCUCUCCUCCUCUCUCCCCAACCCCACACCUCUUACGGCCAUGUACCAACCCCAGGGACACCCCAACGCAUCACCCCAACCCCACACACCCCCUCCUACCCCCAGCACCAGCCAGAGAUUUGACAUUAGAAUCUUUACAUGAUUUGGAGUGGCUUUCAGAAAUGGACCCAAGUGAACAGGCGGUGUUGGAAGUCCAUGUUAUUUGGUCUAUUCUCUCUCUAAUGGUGGUGUUGCUGGCCUGCUACAGCCUACACCACCACCCCCCCCUCACUGGCUAGGCCUUGGGGGGUAGGGGUGUCUGUCUGAGUGUCUGUGUGUCUGUCUGUGUGUGUGUUUGUGUGAAUUUUUGGCAUGUUUUCCCAGCUCAAAUUGUCAAUCUGGUGUGUGUUUCUGUCUGUCUCUCUCUCUCUCUCUCUCUCUCUCUCUCUCUCUCUCUCUCUCUCUCUCUCUCUCUCUCUCUCUCUCUCUCUCUCUCUCUCUCUCUCUCUCUCUCUCUCUCCUCAAAUCAAAAAUCUAUAAAUAUCUUGAUUUUGUAUGAGAGA
This is a messenger RNA of Portunus trituberculatus (swimming crab), 1164 nucleotides long. Its product is annotated as bromodomain-containing protein 4B-like. The record is from RefSeq and is a predicted model, not a curated record. NCBI's taxonomy places the organism in Eukaryota, Metazoa, Arthropoda, Malacostraca, Decapoda, Portunidae. The transcript has a single exon. The coding region runs from base 1 to 900 and encodes 299 amino acids.